Molecule: messenger RNA, 4543 nt
Organism: Alligator sinensis (Chinese alligator)
Lineage: Eukaryota; Metazoa; Chordata; Crocodylia; Alligatoridae
Gene: BOK
Product: BOK, BCL2 family apoptosis regulator
Exons: 4
Coding region: 470-1225 (251 amino acids)
Biological process (GO): regulation of apoptotic process; intrinsic apoptotic signaling pathway in response to DNA damage; extrinsic apoptotic signaling pathway in absence of ligand
Cellular component (GO): mitochondrial outer membrane
Molecular function (GO): protein heterodimerization activity; protein homodimerization activity
Source: RefSeq, a predicted model, not a curated record
AAAGCUAGAAGCUUUCCUCUGUCUGUCUCAGUCUUUUAAAAGCGGCAGAGCAAGUGCUGGGAUCACGUUGUUGGAGCACAAAUAGGAUUUGGAAGGAUGGGGAGAGAGUAACUGGUUGGAGCCUCUUGGAGCGCAGUCCAGAGCAGGCAGAUGCUAUUUAGCUCCAGCAGAGGAUGGGAGUGGAAAAUCAUUAUGCUCUAUAAAUCCUAGAGCCAGGUGUCCUUUUGAUCUGAACCUUCCAAAGAACCGAGAGCAACACGUGAAACCAGCCAAAAAUCAUCAAGGAGAAAAAUGCAGCAUGAUGGGUAAAGCAGAAGAAGGCUCAUUCAAAAUCCCCGCUGGGAGCUGUGACAAAUCAUGAACCCAAUGGGUUAUUUUUCUUAUAAAUGACAACAGCAGAUUCUCAUCAGUGACAUUGGAGCAGAUUUCCAACAGGAGCACCCUGAACCCUUGGAUUCCAUUGUCAGAGAUGGAGGUGCUACGCCGCUCCUCAGUCUUCGCUGCGGAGGUGAUGGAGGUCUUUGACCGAUCUCCCACUGACAAGGAGCUGGUGUCCCAGGCCAAGGUGCUCUGUAGAGACUACAUACAUUCCAGGCUGAUUCGGGUUGGCAUCGGCUGGAGCAAACCUGAAUACAGUGCACCUUUCCCCGGUGGCAAGCUGGCAGAGGUGUCCAGUAUACUUCUGCGCCUAGGGGAUGAGCUGGAACACAUCCGACCAAACCUUUACCGCAAUAUCGCCCGUCAGCUGAACAUCUCGCUGCAUUCAGAGACUGUGGUGACUGACGCUUUCCUGGCGGUGGGUGCUCAGAUCUUCACAGCAGGCAUCACGUGGGGCAAGGUGGCGUCACUCUAUGCUGUGGCAGCUGGGCUGGCUGUGGACUGUGUAAGGCAUGCCCAGCCAGCAAUGGUCCAUACCAUCGUGGACUGCUUGGGAGAGUUUGUGCGCAAGACCUUGGUGACGUGGCUGAAGAGGAGAGGAGGCUGGGUAAGAGGCGCUGACACUUCUCAGACUUGCCUUAAACUGGGAAAAAAUGUAGGCGAUGUUAUCUGUGUGAAUGAAAACAAGAGCAAUCCUUUGGCAAGUACUGAGCAAGGUUGCCCUUCACAACUCUGCCAAAAUGCUUUGGUUCUAACCUGCAGGAAUCCUGCUUGUACCAGUACUAAUCUCAACACAGCUGUGCUAUACCCCUCACUCCUGCCAUGCACUGAUUCUGGUUAUUCUUAGCCUUGGUUUCUUGCACAGCUCUGCAAGCCCAAUUCAAUCCCAACCAGCAGCCACCUUUUUUAUUACUAUCCAGGGCCUCUCUAGAACCGAUGACUAAUCAUAAUGGGAGGUCACAAAUUGCAGGACUCUUGCAACACAGACAGAUGUCUCCUAGAGACUGAUUGAGGCCAGCAAACUUAUUACAGCUGCCCACACAAAUUGCAGAGGUGAGGGGUUAGCAUAUUAACAGAACUUGCUGCCAUCUGGAACUUUAUAUGAUUAUUAAAAAAAUGCCUUAUUUAUGCUGCUUCCUAGGCUUAUUCCUGGUAAUGGUAUAUAGAUAACAUUUUAUGAUGCUCAUAAAGACAAUAUGUAAAUCAGAACAAUUACUUUAUACUAUUACACUGGUAUAAAAAAGUAGUGGAUAGAUGACCCAACCCAUCAACCAGCCCAAUCUGGUAGAGAAACAGUCCUAAAGAAUCAGGGGUAAAACAACAGUAGGGUAAAGUUACAUUGGUUUAAAUUUUAUCUGUCUGCUUCCAUGCUGGGUUAGCCACUUACUAUAUGCUAGCUGGAUAGCACCUGCUCCCUUGCCACCUAAUGAGGAGACACUGUAAUUGUGCCUACUAACCCAUGAUAAUGCUGAAACACACUCGGAGUCACAGAGCAACAGCAACACAAGCUUCUGCCACUGCUGCAAGGGUGUCUUUCAACCCUGACUCAGGCUAAAAGGACAGUUCAGGUUCUCAGCCUAGCAAAUCCUUAAGCUUCUGUGCUCAGACUUCCAAAGGAGCUUGCAGUAGUGGUGGGUUUUGUGAUAUUUGGGAAUGGAACUACCAGCUUCAUUCACAUCUAGCAAGACUGUCACAUCCAGUGUGGGGCUGGAUCUGUACACUUUAAUAGUUGAGCUGGGUGGAAUUUUUUUGAUACAACAUUUCACUAGAAAAAAAUAUUUCCAUCCAAAUUACAUGUUUUGGGGGAAAACAGCUGUUCUAACAAAAUCCUUUUCCCCUUUCGAUAAGGUCAAUGGUUCCAUGAGAUUGAACAUCUUGACUUUCUUUAAGUCUCUUCCUGACUCAAAACAAAAUGUUCUGGGGUUCCAAAAGUUUUCCAGUCGGUUUCAUGGGGCCAGCGGUAUUCCAAUUGCUUUCAUUCUGAUUUGGAACAAAAAACUUAGGAACGUUGGAAUUUCCCACAAAACAAAAGCUCAGUUUUUUGCCCAGCUCUAGUCCCUGGGAGCAGACAAGAAGUCCUGUUUCCUUCCCAACCCCUUGCACUUUCCAGACCUAUAUCAUGUGCCAGUUGCCACUCAGUGUAUCUCCAUUGGAUUUGAGGAGGUUGUGCUGAGUCACGCCAGGACGUGAUUCAGUAUUUUAACAGCCACAAACCUGAAUGCUGAUACUGCCUGAUACUUCUGACUACGGGCUUUCUCUAGCAUACACUUAUCAGUGAGGAGUUGAACCUGGGCUCGUGAAAGGGGAUGCUUCCCUCCAUAAAUGCAAAUAGUGAUUUCCACUGAUAAUGGGACAUGGCCAAUCCUUUCUUCCGUGUUGAACUGUUUCCCUGAGCUUCCUUCCCCCUGACCUGGGCACCCCUGUGUGAGGAUUCCCAGCUUUGUUCACAAACUGGCCAGAAUGAAGCUGCUGUUCCAAGAGUCCCUUUUAUAUCUGCUGCCUGACCUAGUCUGGUGUUCAUUUGUCUUGGCGCACAGUCUGAGUUUCCCCUGGCCCAGGCACCCAGCCCCUUGUCUCUCGCACAUACGCCAGGGACGGCUGCUGCCAAGAGGAACCACCGCAGUCUUCCCCGGGGCAGGAAACCUGGUGUCGAGACCUCAGAAAAGCAUUUGAAAGAUUCCAGUAAGCAGCCGGCUUCCACGUUCCUCCCUCCACAGAGGGAAGCAGGGAAGAUAGGGAGUCAUAAUUAAUCCAUGGAGGCGUCACCACACCCAGGAGUUCCCCGCUUCUAAAAUGACCUCCAGUAGGACUCUCUCUUCAAGGAAAUCCCUGUGUACAAUAAAGCUUCUAGUAACUGUUAAGUAGAGCAAGUGGCUAAACAAUGUUUCACAAAUAAUUAACAGUGAAACAGUAGACUGGCCUUACAACAGCUUAUCAGUGCCUCACAGGACUGAAAGACCUAUUUAAUUAGCAAGCUUUGAAACUCUCCUUUCCGAUAUUUUAUUGGGUAAAUUUUAUUUGAUUAACGGUAGUUAAGGCAACUGCUCAGCAAGGAAAAUUUUUAAAACAAACAAGUGCCUUGCAACACUGAAACAUGUUUGUAUUUCCAGUGCAAUGGGGAAGCCCAUUAAUUCAGUCCCAAUCUAGAAACUGAUAUUUAUUGGUUCCAGUUGAGGUAUUAAAAUGGAUAGGCCUGAAUCAGAUAAUAGUUAAUUCAACUGAAGUAAGAGAGAGGAAAAUGGUGCUCUUUUCUGAUAAAUGUUUUGAAAAAUGUAUCCGUAUUCUGUAUUUGUGCCCGUUAAGUACCUCGCUCCAAGAACAGCCCCAAUGGAAUGCAGUCCUAAAUUUAUGUUUACUCUGGAUGCUUGGGCCAUUAGUAAUCUAGUCAAAUUAAUUGCUACAAUGUGUAUUUUCUUGACUAAUGAUUAAACUGCACUUUUUUUUAAUCACAUGGAGUUGUGUACGGGUGGUAGCAUUCCAUAUUAGUUAGGGAACAGCCAGCCCUAUAAAUAUUAGAAUGGAUCAGAUGGGUAUUCAAAAGUUAUAUUACAUUUAGACAUAGAAAUGCCACAAAGUUGAGUCCAGAACAUUGCUCUGCAUGUCCAUCAACAGAGCCACACUAAAACCUUUAUUUAUAAGGAUGCGUGGAAAUUAUGGUGCCAUCUGUUGCAUCAACUGUGACAGGCACGUGACAUGAGGUUUUUCACAUAACUGCACGAUUUCUGUGAUUUCCCAUGAAAGGCUCCCAUGGAAAUUAAUGCUUAAACUAUUAGAAGUUAUACAUCACUCCUUCCUCAUUCUCAGGUUUCCAUUAGAGAGAUUAAAAAACAAGGUGUGCCUAAGAAAUGAACCAAUACGAGCAUGAAAAGUGGGUCCUUUUCCCAAGUGACCCAAGCGAGCAGGUCACUGAGGAAUGGCAGGAGUAGAACAAUGUAAUAGUCUAGUUUUCUACUGCACUGUCUGGGAUCAUACAUGUCUAUAGAAGCACUAAAGAAUUAAGCUUUGCAGUACUCCCAUGUCAGAUGUGGAACUUUAGGAACGGAUCAAGGCACACAAACUCUCCACAGCUCCCCUGGGAACUGAUUUCCAGUUGUGCAUACUUAGGGCACUUUUACACAUGGCGGGGGGGGGAAGAGGGCAGUGCUUUAAUUGGAGUGGCUCUGAC